This is a messenger RNA of Verticillium dahliae VdLs.17, 387 nucleotides long. RefSeq lists its product as uncharacterized. Bases 1 to 387 code for a protein of 128 amino acids. The transcript has 2 exons. The record is from RefSeq and is a predicted model, not a curated record. NCBI's taxonomy places the organism in Eukaryota, Fungi, Ascomycota, Sordariomycetes, Glomerellales, Plectosphaerellaceae.
AUGCGUCCCGCAACACUUCUUGUCUUUGCAUUGAGCUCCAGCGUGCUUGCGGCGCCAGCCACAGACGACCUCGAUCUUGACCGUCACGCUGCCAGCGCCGACUUUGAAGCCAUUAGCGGCAGGCAUAUCCCGCCUCCCGACCCUGUCCUCUGCGCGAAGAGAAAGGCAGAGUGUCAAUGCAGCAAGAUCGACAAGAGUACGAGCGAAGGCUUCUGGGAUGCACGACAAAUUUCUUCUGCGAGUGGUGUAGAGGUCUUUGGAGGUCGCCGCCUGCGUGAGGAGCGGCGUGCUUGGAUGAUCUGGACGAGUAACUGGUUGAGCGAGAGUGGCCUUGUCAUGUCCUGGGGUCACAGUGCUACCUCGACUGUAGAUGAUUCAAUGGAAUGA